CUGUCAUGUCACUUGUUCAUUCAUUGCUCCGAGUCUGACUUUUGCGUUCAAUAAAAUUGAUAACUACUAAUGGGCUAGGUUUAAUAGCAUAAAUUGUAUUCACAACUCUGUCUAAAAGUCACGAUUAGAAAGAAAUAAAACUUCACCUAAUGAAAUUCCCCUAGCAUGCAGGCAUUUCAACAUCUCUUCAUGUCAUUAGAUUCAAAUUCCGAAUCAUCUUUGACUUGUCACAGGGUGAACUUGUAAAAUUUUAGAUUUAAAUACACAAGUUUUGUUUAAAGUGUGAUUAUUGUAUUAAAUAUAUAUAGGGUUAGUCAGUGGAGGUAGUAUCUACGAAUACUUCUAUUAUAUCAAUAAUACUGAAUGUAUAAACCUUAUUUUAUUUAAAGUAAGCAAACAUGAACGCAAAUAAUGCUCGAAGACGAAAUUCACGCGCAAGAAACUCUCAAGAUUCAACAACUAGUUUGAAAACCAGUGCUGAUGACUUGUCCACAUCCAAGGCUUUGAUAUUAGUUGGAAUAAUAUUUGUAUCAUCCCUGUUAGCUUUGGGGCUGCUAUACAAACAGUUUCCAGAUCUAGAAGAGCACGAAAAACAACACUUGCAUUUACCAUGGGACCUUGAAGAUGCUAAACACUUAGGUUUAGUACUAGACCGAUAUAAGGAAAAGUAUUUUUACGAAGUAUUAUUUGGAGUGUUCUUAGUUUACAUAUUUUUGCAAACAUUUGCAAUACCUGGAUCAAUUUUUUUAAGUAUUCUUUCAGGUUUUUUGUUCCCUUUCUAUCUAGCAUUACUUUUAGUAUGCUGCUGUUCUGCAAUAGGUGCAAGUUUAUGUUUCUUCUUGUCUAAUCUUCUUGGUAAGAAGUUAGUGAAGAAAUUUUUCCCAGAAAAAGCUGAACAAUGGGCCAUAGCAGUGACCAAGCACAAAAAUAAUCUGCUCAACUACAUGAUAUUUUUGAGGGUGACACCCUUUUUACCUAAUUGGUUUAUUAAUAUGUCUGCACCUGUGAUAGGUGUGCCUUUGAUACCAUUUGCUUUGGGAACAUUCAUAGGAGUAGCUCCUCCAUCAUUUGUGGCUAUCAAAGCUGGUCAAACUCUACACACAUUGACAUCAACAAGUGAUGCAUGGUCAUGGACCUCAGUGACAGUACUAAGUGUAUUUGCACUCAUCUCUCUAGUACCAGUAUUCCUCAAAGACAAGUUGAAAGAAAAGUUUGAAUGAAAGCAUUUAGUUGAUUUUUAGUUAAUUUUAUUUAUUUUAUAAUUUAAUAAAUUGGUGUUUUGCACAUUCC
Spodoptera exigua (beet armyworm) is the source of this 1290-nucleotide messenger RNA. NCBI's taxonomy places the organism in Eukaryota, Metazoa, Arthropoda, Insecta, Lepidoptera, Noctuidae. The record is from the annotation of a GenBank genome assembly.